Molecule: messenger RNA, 861 nt
Organism: Lachnellula hyalina
Lineage: Eukaryota; Fungi; Ascomycota; Leotiomycetes; Helotiales; Lachnaceae
Gene: ies4
Product: INO80 complex subunit
Exons: 2
Coding region: 1-861 (286 amino acids)
Biological process (GO): chromatin remodeling
Cellular component (GO): Ino80 complex
Source: RefSeq, a predicted model, not a curated record
AUGGCUUCAUCAAAUAAAACCACAACUCCAACUGGCCCGCGAAGGAAAUCGACCAAGCAGAGCCAAAUCAUCACUCUCAAGCUGUCGCCCAAGCUUUUGCAGAAGUUCGACCCACCAGCACCAGUCGUCAAAGAAGAGUCCCCAUUAAAGGAAUCACCAUCCUCUUCAAAUUCAACUACAGUUCCCGUCGCGGCCAGCUCAAAUGGCGACAACAAAUCCGACUCGAAUGCCAACACCCCCGUUCCUAACGACGCCAACCCUCCUUCUACCUUGAUGCCACCUCCUACUGAGGGUCCUAAGAAGAAAGCUCCGAAGAGAAGCGCUGGUGCUGCACUGGGACCAGAUGGAUUACCAAAACCCAGAGGCAAGCCAGGUCCAAAAAAGAAGGCCAGGUUGGAGGACGGCUCAAUCGAUCACUCGACUACAACACCCAGAGCCGCAAAUGGCACUGCUGCCCACAAGCUAGGUCCCAAGGCCAACCAAGGUGCUAUUAAUGCCGGUCUUCGCGCUUUAGACCGAACAGGAAAGCCGUGUCGCAAGUGGCAGAAGGGUGGCUUCAGACUGAAGAGCUUCACCGGCGUGAUUUGGGAAAUUCCUCGAUGGACAGCACCUCCAAGGAUCACUGUCGAAUCGAAGACUAGCACGGAAGGCUCGGCAUCUGGAUCUGGUGACAGCAGCAAAGAAAAUAAGGACAACAGCCAAGUUGAAAGCGAGAAGAGCAAUAAUGGUAUUGAUGUUGAGAUGGCUUCGUCACCUGCUCCACAAGUUGCUCACUCCGCUACCCCUCCCAUAACCUCUGUUCCUGCUGCUCCAACACCUCCAGUCACUGAAUCAACACCAGUCGUUACUGCUUCAGUCUAA